CGGCUCCGCAGUGUACUCCCCGGCUCCGCCUCCCUUCCCAUCCUUCGCAAGCCCGCACACUACCCGCUCGCACCGAGGCAGAGGCUAAAACCCUAGCGCGAGGAGGCGAGGGGAGCCGGCGGGGGUUCGCGAUGACGGCGCCGGCGGACAGGGGGAAGAGGGCCAAGACCGACGCCGACGGAGGCGAGGAGAACGAGCAGAUCGACGGCGCCCUCGUCCUCUCCAUCGAGAAGCUCCAGGAGAUCCAGGACGAGCUCGAGAAGGUGAAUGAGGAAGCAAGUGACAAGGUUAUGGAGGUGGAGCAGAAAUACAGUGAGAUUCGUAGACCUGUCUAUCUUCGGAGGGGUGACAUUAUCAAAACAAUCCCAGACUUCUGGCUGACAGCGUUUCUGAGUCAUCCUCUACUCAGCGAGCUUUUGACUGAAGAGGAUCAGAAGGUAUUCAAGUACUUGGAGUCUGUUGAUGUGGAUGAUUCUGAUGUCAAGUCUGGCUACUCCAUUCAUCUUAACUUCUCUGAGAACCCGUACUUUGAAGACACAAAGCUUACGAAGACCUAUGUCUUUGCUGACGAUGGAACAACCACAAUAAAGGCUUCUUCCAUUAAAUGGAAGGAAGGAAUGGGACCUGCAAAUGGAAAUGGCAUUAACAAGAAAGGGAGCAAGCGGCCAUUCGUUGAGGAAAGUUUCUUCACCUGGUUUGGUGAUACGGAGCACAAGAGUCUCGCUGAUGGGGUGCAGGAUGAGGUGGCGGAGAUCAUCAAAGAAGACCUGUGGCCUAAUCCUUUGAAGUACUUCAACAAUGAGGUUGAAGACUUUGAUGGAGAAGAUGAUGAUGAAGAUUUGGAAGGCGAGGAAGGUGAGGAUGACGACGAUGAGAACUGAGCCCCUGACAUGUCAGCAGUUGGUGGUGGCUGUGGCUCUGAAGGGUGGAAUUAUGUGACCCUUUCGUGAGAUUUUUUUGUUGUUGUUUGACUUAGCUGGAACUUACCGUAGGGAACUACUUAAUGCAUUAUGAAGUCAACCAACUUAAAGGAGACUGCUAUAUCAUAAUCUGGGUAUAUUUAUGAAGGCAAUUUGACCUGCUGGUGUUUGUGGUU
This is a messenger RNA of Phragmites australis (common reed), 1096 nucleotides long. Its product is annotated as NAP1-related protein 2-like. The transcript has 10 exons. NCBI's taxonomy places the organism in Eukaryota, Viridiplantae, Streptophyta, Magnoliopsida, Poales, Poaceae. Bases 132 to 881 code for a protein of 249 amino acids. Gene Ontology annotation, molecular function: histone binding; chromatin binding. The record is from RefSeq and is a predicted model, not a curated record. Gene Ontology annotation, cellular component: chromatin; nucleus. Gene Ontology annotation, biological process: nucleosome assembly.